UCUCUUUUUCGUCUUCUGCUUCUUGUCUCUGGUAAUCGGAGAAAAUUGAGAUAACUUGACUGAAAUCGUGAACGAGCGAACUCUGUAGAGAUUCCAUUACUUGGAGUUGUUGAUAUUGUCUCGCUUUGUAAACGAGGGCUGUUGUUGGCGAGUUAAAGCCAGAAGUACUUUUCAUUCCCAUCAGAGAGUAAGUGAGAAACCCUUAAUCCUCUGACUUUCUCAUCCAUGGAUUCUCAACCUGCUGAACCAGUCAGUUACAUCUGUGGAGAUUGUGGGAUGGAGAACACACUGAAGCCGGGAGAUGUGAUUCAGUGUAGGGAAUGUGGAUAUCGCAUCCUUUACAAGAAGCGUACCAAACGAAUUGUGCAGUACGAAGCUCGCUAAAUACGAAGGGCAACAAAUUACUCACGGAUAUGAAAGGCUAUCUAAUGGUGUUAGAUGUUAAACUGAAAUUGUAGUCUAAUGCAUUGUUUGGAGAACUGUGCUGUUUGAUAUUGUUCGUUAAGUAAUUCUCUGUAGACUGUAGUACUCUCCUGCUGCACUUCACUUAUAAUAUGACGCUUAUUCUAUUUUGAACCUAACAGCUAGGUUGAUCAGUACCAUUGUGCGA
Molecule: messenger RNA, 610 nt
Organism: Papaver somniferum (opium poppy)
Lineage: Eukaryota; Viridiplantae; Streptophyta; Magnoliopsida; Ranunculales; Papaveraceae
Product: DNA-directed RNA polymerases II, IV and V subunit 12-like
Exons: 6
Coding region: 226-384 (52 amino acids)
Biological process (GO): DNA-templated transcription
Cellular component (GO): RNA polymerase II, core complex; RNA polymerase III complex; RNA polymerase I complex
Molecular function (GO): DNA binding; zinc ion binding; DNA-directed RNA polymerase activity
Source: RefSeq, a predicted model, not a curated record